AUGUGUUUGAUAUUUGUUCCUUCAAUAGUUACUGAAAAAUUAAAUGAUUGUAAUCGAUGUAAGGUAUUAUCAAAUUCUUUUAAAAACUGGCUACAAAAAACAGCUCGAGGAAAAUACGAAGGCGGAGAUGCAGCAUGGGAAGAAGCAAAACUUAAAUCAUAUUCUCGAAGUGAAAUGCGCUUAGUGGAAAUACAAGAGGGUUUAUGUUCCGAUGUAAAAAAGCAUCAGGAUCAGUGCUAUGCUCUCGCUGAAGAAGUCGAACAUUUGUUAGAGCAAUGGUGGGUCCAUGAGGAUCCUAAUUCACAAGAUGUAUUUGCUUGGUUAUGUGUUAGUACUCUGCAUUACUGUUGUCCCAAGAAUCAUUAUGGUAUGACUUGUGCUCCCUGCCCUAAAGAUGAAAAUAAUAAAAUUUGUGGAGGACGUGGGGAAUGUAAUGGGGACGGAACUCGACAAGGCAAUGGUACUUGCAUUUGUAAUAGAGGAUUUUCUGGACAAUUUUGUGAAAGCUGUGCAGAAAAUUUUUACAGUAUAGAUAAAGAAUAUUGUAAGCCUUGUCAUAAAGCAUGUAAUGGCUGUAGAGGAGAAGGUGCAGCAGCUUGUAAAUUUUGCAAGCCUGGUUGGGAGCUAGAAUCAGGAGCUUGUAAUGAUAUUAAUGAAUGCGCCAAUAUCAGCUUAUGUAAAUCUCAUCAGUUCUGUAUCAAUUGGGAGGGUUCAUAUGCCUGCAGAAAUUGUGAUGAUACUUGUAGAACCUGCAAAGGGGAGGGGCUUGCAAAUUGUACAUCAUGUGAAUCCAACUAUAUGUUGUGGGGUGGUAUGUGUUUAGAUAAAACAUUAAAACAGCAAAUUUUUUCAAAUGCUCUAAAGAAACUAGGAUUAUAUGUAUUUUUAAUAGUAGCUGCAAUUCUUAUGUAUAAAAGAAUGAAAGCUGUAUCAUCACUUACUGUACUGUUAAUAGGAAUUAUUAUUUAUUUUAGUGAAAAAGAGAGUCAAUACCAUAUAUUUUCAAUGUUUUAUGAAUUUUUCUAA
This is a messenger RNA of Parnassius apollo (apollo), 1026 nucleotides long. The record is from the annotation of a GenBank genome assembly. Lineage: Eukaryota; Metazoa; Arthropoda; Insecta; Lepidoptera; Papilionidae.